Messenger RNA from Lycium barbarum (goji berry), 945 nucleotides. RefSeq lists its product as uncharacterized. The record is from RefSeq and is a predicted model, not a curated record. Bases 1 to 945 code for a protein of 314 amino acids. The transcript has a single exon. Lineage: Eukaryota; Viridiplantae; Streptophyta; Magnoliopsida; Solanales; Solanaceae.
AUGGAAGAUAUGCUAUCAAGAGUGUUGAAAAAGGUGGAGUCAACCGAUUCCUUUUGCAAAGAAACAAGGGAUGAAAUGAAAAUCUUGGGGCAAAUUGUAGGUUCUCAUUCAACUUCCAUCAAGCAAUUAGGGUUGCAAAUUGGCCAAAUCUCGGCCACUUUCAACCAAAGACAAAAGGGUAAACUCCAUAGUGAUACGGUUGCAAAUCUAAGGAAUAAUGGUGAUAAUAAAUGCAUUGCAAUCACUACUAGGAGUGGCAAGACAAUUAGGAGAGAGGCAUUGGUGAAAGAUGAUGUAGCGGUAGAUGAUGAGAAAAUGGUUAAAGAACCCAUCGUUGUUGAGGAAGAAGUGACUCCAAAGAAUAAGAGGGCUAGUAUUGAAAAGCCCAUUAUUGUUGAAGACGGUCUGGAAAUUGAUGAAGCUUCAAAAGGCGAGGAAGCGGUAGAGAAGGUGCCAAGGGAUUUACCGCCCGUUCCAAAGCCUCCAUCUCCAUUUCCUCAACGAUUGGAAAAGAAAGCGGAUGAUGGAAAAUAUCUCAAGUUUAUCGAGAGAUUGAAAGGGUUUUCAACUAACAUUCCCUUGGUGGAAGCACUAGAACAAAUGCCUGGUGAUGCAAAAUUCAUGAAAGAUCUUGUAACUAAGAGGAGACAUGCUAGUUUUGAAACGGUGGGAGUUACACAUCAUUGUAGCUCUAUUGUGAUGAAGGCUUUGGUUCAAACGAAGGAAGAUCUGGGAGAUUUCACCAUUCCUUGCACAAUUAGGAUGUAUAAAUUUGCCAAAGCACUAUGUGAUCUUAGAGUAAGCAUUAACUUGAUGCCACUUGCUAUUUUCAACAAGUUGGGUUUGGGCACUCCCCGACCUACAACAAUGAGAUUGCUAAUGUCGGAUAGAACCGUCAAGAAACCAGUUGGUAUCCUCUAUAAUGUGCUUGUGAGAGUUGAUUGA